AUGAGGCGGCGCCCGCCGAGCUGGGGCGGACGCGGGGCGACCCGGGACGGGGACACGCGCCGGUAGCCCCGGCACUGCAGCGGCCGCAGGAUGGCCGAGGCUAUCGGCUGUACUCUGAACUGCAGCUGCCAAAGCUUCAAACCAGGGAAGAUCAACCACCGUCAGUGUGAGCAGUGCAGACAUGGAUGGGUGGCGCAUGCUCUGAGUAAGCUGAGGAUCCCCGCCGUGUACCCCACAAGCCAGGUGGAGAUCGUCCAGUCCAACGUGGUGUUCGACAUCAGCAGCCUCAUGCUGUAUGGGACCCAGGCCAUCCCUGUCCGCCUGAAGAUCCUUCUGGACCGGCUCUUCAGUGUGCUGAAGCAAGACGAAGUCCUCCAGAUCCUGCACGCCUUGGACUGGACCCUCCAGGAUUACAUCCGAGGAUAUGUGCUGCAGGAUGCCUCAGGAAAAGUGCUGGAUCACUGGAGCAUCAUGACCAGUGAGGAGGAGGUGGCCACCUUACAGCAGUUCCUUCGCUUUGGAGAGACCAAGUCCAUAGUUGAGCUCAUGGCAAUUCAGGAGAAAGAAGAGCAGUCGGUUGUCAUCCCACCUUCCACGGCCAAUGUCGACAUCAGGGCUUUCAUUGAGAGCUGCAGCCACCGGAGUGCCAGCCUCCCUGCUCCCAUGGACAAAGGAAACCCCAGCAGCGUCCACCCCUUCGAGAACCUCAUUAACAACAUGACCUUCAUGCUGCCUUUCCAGUUCUUCAACCCCUUGCCCCCAGCACUGAUAGGGUCACUGCCCGACCCCUAUGUGCUGGAGCAGAGUCAAGACCAAAGCCAGGACCCCAAACAGGAAGUCCACGGAGCCUUCCCUGACAGCAGCUUCCUCACUUCCAGUUCCACCCCAUUUCAGGUUGAAAAAGAUCCGUGUCUCAGCUGUCCUGAUGCUGUCACCAAAAAGGAAGACAGCACCCACUUCAGCGACUCCAGCUCGUACAGCAUCAUCACGAAGCUCGAGAGGACACAGCUGUCCCCUGAGGCCAAAGUGAAGCCCGAGAGGAGCAGCCUCAGCACAAAGAAGGGCCGGGUGUUCUGCACGGCGUGUGAGAAGACCUUCUAUGACAAGGGCACGCUGAAGAUCCACUACAACGCCGUGCACCUGAAGAUCAAGCACAAGUGCACCAUCGAAGGCUGCAACAUGGUGUUCAGCUCCCUGAGGAGCCGCAACCGCCACAGCGCCAACCCCAACCCCCGGCUGCACAUGCCCAUGAACAGAAACAACAGGGACAAAGACCUGAGGGGCGGCCUGACCCUGGCUGCCUCGGAGAGCGCCAAGCGCCCAGGCCUCGGGGUGACUCCUCCAGACUGCCGGCCUCUCCCUGGCUACGCUGGGGCCCUGGAUGACCCCCAGAGCCAGCCAACCUUCCCGAGCCUCAGCCACAACGGGGUGCUCUUCCCCAACCUGAAGACUGUCCAGCCAGUCCUGCCUUUCUACCGCAGCCCAGCCACUCCGGCCGAGCUGGCCAACACCCCCGGGAUGCUGCCCUCCCUCCCUCUGCUGUCCUCGUCCAUCCCGGAACAGCUGGCUUCCAAUGAAACGCCGUUCGACACCUUGCCCAAGAAGAAAUCCCGCAAGUCCAGUAUGCCCAUCAAAAUAGAGAAGGAGGCCGUGGAGACAGCAGACGAGAAGAGGCAGCCUCUGAGCUCUGAUGAAGACAUGCCCCUGCAGGUGGUCAGUGAAGACGAGCUGGAGACCUGCAGCCCCCAGUCAGACGGAGCCCCAGCAGAGCCGCACACGCCAGCAGGAAGCUCCGAGAGGCCUCGUGUUGAGGAAGAGAGGCCCUGCUAUCUCGGGCCAGGAAUUGAGUCCAGUGGAGCCAUCCGCCAGACUCCUGAGCAGGCCACGCACAACUCGGAGAGGGAGACUGGGCAGAAGUCAGUGUUGAACACUGUGCCACGGGACGCGGAGGAGGAUGGCCGUGAACCUCACCUCACCACCAGGGUGGAGCCCUGUGUGCCUUUUCCCGACUAUAUCAAACUGCAGCAGCACCUGCUGGCCGGGGGACUCUUUGGUGCCUUGUCCACCCAAGGAAUGGCUUUCCCUUGUUUCGAAGAUUCCAAAGAGCCGGAGCACUUGGGUCAGCCAGCAUCAGUGAGGUCGAAGGAGGAGAAUCGCUUCCAGUGUGACAUCUGCAAGAAGACCUUUAAAAACGCUUGCGGCGUGAAGAUGCAUCAGAAAAACAUGCACGCCCGGGAAAUGCACACGUGCACAGUGGAGGGCUGCAAGGCCACUUUCCCCUCCCGCAGGAGCAGGGACAGACACAGUUCAAACCUAAAUCUCCACCAGAAAGUAUUGCCCCAAGAAGCUCUGGAGAGCGGCGAAGACCCCUUCCGGGCAGCUUACCUCCUGAAAGACACAGCCCAGGAGGCCUACCAGGAGGCAGCCUUCACACCGCAAGCCUCCCAGACGUCUGUCAUCUUCAAGGGGAUGAGCCGGAUGGGCAGUCUGGUGUACCCGCUAGCCCAGGUCCACAGCGCCGGCCUACAGAGCUACACCUCUGGUCUGCCCAGCGAGGGCACCGUCUUGGAUCUGAGCACUACCUCGAGCGUGAAGUCGGAGAGCAGCAGCCACUCCUCUUGGGACUCAGACGGGGCCAGCGAGGAGGGCGCUGUGCUCACAGAGGACUGCGAUGGCAACUGUGAUGGGCCAGGCCUGGUGCCCGGGGAGGACUACCCACUCUGCGUCCUGAUGGGGAAGGCUGACCAGAGCCUUGCCAGCUUGCCUUCCGGGCUGCCCCUGACGUGUCACCUCUGUCAGAAGACAUACAGCAAUAAGGGGACCUUCCGGGCCCACUACAAGACCGUGCACCUCCGCCAGCUGCACAAAUGCAAGGUCCCCGGCUGCAACACCAUGUUCUCAUCUGUCCGCAGUCGGAACAGGCACAGCCAGAACCCCAAUCUGCACAGAAGCCUCACCUCCUCUCCUAGUCACCUGCGGUAA
Messenger RNA from Dama dama (fallow deer), 2982 nucleotides. RefSeq names its product basonuclin zinc finger protein 1 (gene BNC1). Lineage: Eukaryota; Metazoa; Chordata; Mammalia; Artiodactyla; Cervidae. The record is from RefSeq and is a predicted model, not a curated record. Gene Ontology annotation, cellular component: nucleus. Gene Ontology annotation, biological process: regulation of transcription by RNA polymerase I. The transcript has 5 exons.